This is a messenger RNA of Pygocentrus nattereri (red-bellied piranha), 2277 nucleotides long. It is a transcript of the gene dennd2da, whose product is annotated as DENN/MADD domain containing 2Da. The record is from RefSeq and is a predicted model, not a curated record. NCBI's taxonomy places the organism in Eukaryota, Metazoa, Chordata, Actinopteri, Characiformes, Serrasalmidae. The coding region runs from base 305 to 1939 and encodes 544 amino acids. The transcript has 16 exons. Gene Ontology annotation, cellular component: cytosol; nucleoplasm.
GUGAAGCGGGCCCUGGUGUACACACACACUCAGUGAACAGUGACAGAGAAACUUUAACCAGCACACUGAGACACUGUCACUACAGAAAAGCGGGAGAGACAGAAACGGAGAGAGAGAGAGCAGAGAGAGAGAGAGUGAGUGAGACGGAGAGAGUGAGAGUGAGAGAGGGCGAUGGCACUUUGGUGUGUUAGUGCCGGAGUGACGGCGUGGUGAACACUCCUGCCAGAGUGGACUAACCCGACUGGAUCUACAGACUGAAGGACAACGUAAAGGACUUCGCACUGAGCAGAAAGAACUGAGCGAGAUGUCUCGACGAAGCUGGAGUUUCUCCUCCGUGCGUCUGAGGACUAAACGGACGUCGGAGGAUGAAACUUCAGAUGGAUUUCGGAGGAGAGACAGAUUAUUCUCCUCUGUCAGAGAAAAUCGCAGACGACCUAAGGGCUCUGAGGGGGAUGGUGCGGACCCCAGCACAGAUAAACCAAGAGGAAAUGAAAUGCACCAAGGUAUGUUCCCGCCAGGUGAGGAUGAGGAGGAUAAAGGAGCGAUGAAGAGGCUCAGCACCAUGUGGACCUCAUUUCGUGGAAAAAUCAGCCGAGACAGAGUUCCUAAAGAACCGGACUCACCCUUGAGCUCUGAGCUGGCUCCGGUGGAGGAGAAGCCUAGAGACCAGCGCUACACCAGUGGGCAGUUUUUCUUCGAGUACCUGGUGGUGGUCAGCCUGAAGAAGACCAAAAGUGGAGUUUAUGAACCACAGAUCACCUACCAGUUCCCCAAGAAAGAUGGCAUGGUACGCUUCCAGAAGGAGGAAGAGGAGAAGACACUGAAGGCCAUCACUCUGUUCUGCUUUCCUGAAGGCAUCAACUGGGCUCCACUGACGGAAUAUUGCAGUGAGACGUUCUCUUUCGUUUUGACGGAAAUCGACGGAAGCAGGAGAAAUGGUUACUGCCGGAGGCUGCUGCCUCAUGGUAAUGGCGCUCGUCCACCAGAAGCAUACUGCAUCAUCAGCAAGGUGGCCUGCUUUGGGCUCUUCUCCAAGAUCUUUGAUGAGGUGGAGAAGAGGAGGCAGAAGUCCAUGGCCAUGAUCUAUCCGUUCAUGCAGAGUCUGAGAGAAGCUCCAUUUCCUGCGCCCGGAAACACCGUCAACAUCAAAAGCUUCAUCCCUGAAUCUGGCACUGAGAUCAUCAGUUUGACGCGUCCCAUAGACUCUUGGCUGGAACACGUGGAUUUCCGGGUUCUGUUCAGGUGUCUAACGGAUGAGGAGGUGCUCCAGGUGUUCGCUGCAACUGUGUUGGAGCGCAGAAUUAUCUUCAUUGCAGAGGAACUGGGCACGUUAUCUCAGGUGAUCCACGCCGUUACUGUUCUUCUCUAUCCUUUCAUCUGGCAGCACACGCUCAUCUCCAUCGUACCUGAAAUCCUCAUAGACGUGGUCAUGGCCCCCACACCGUACCUGCUGGGGGUCCAGAAGCGCCUAGCUGACCAAGUCACUGACCAGGGCGACCUGCUGGCCGUCGACUUGUCAGAGGGAAGAAAACAAACCUUUAUCAGAGAAAAUGGAGACGAGGACAGCAUCUUACCUCACAAACUAAAAGAGGAAAUCCUGCAAGCUCUGAAGUCCAGAAAUGAGAACGCCACCCUUGAGGAGCUGAAUCGUGUGGUUCCUGAAGCAUUCCUUCCGUUCUUCAUGAAGACGGUCGGACAUUUCUCUAAAUACAUCGUCAGGAACGGGCCAGGUCAGCCAGGACAGUUCCAGAAGAGGAACUUCUAUAAAGCUCUGGAGUCCAAAAGUACUCGGCACUUCGUUAAGAAGUUCGUGGAGACGCAGAUGUUUGAUCUGUUUAUUCAGGAAGCAGAACAGCGGCCUACCAACCAGAAUGGUUUUUUCGAGCAGAAGAUCGCAGAAUACCAGAGGAAGGUGAGAGAGAAGACGAAGAAACACUAGAACUCCUUCAGACACGCCUGUGGAUUUGAUCUCUAAUCUUAAAUGAAAUGAUUUAGAUGGAUGUUUAGUUGCUCAGAAGUGUAGAUUGUCGUUUCUAGAUUAUUUAAGUUAUCUGUGAGUUUAAUUUGAACUGUAAAAUGGGGUUUUCUGUGUGUAUAUUGUGCUACUUUAUAUCAGCUGAGUCUGAAUGUGUGUGUGAUGCUGUACGUGUGGAAGACAGACUGCAGACACAUUUCAUCUUAGGGCUUUUUUUUGUUUUGGUUAAUAUUGAUCCUGAUCAAUGGAUUAAAAACUGAGCCAGUGUUGAAACUCUUUAAUAAAGACGUUUUUCUUUUUAA